UUAUGUUUGUUUAUUUUUAGGUCUGCCCUUCAAACCCUUCAUAAAGCUAGUUCCAAGGCAAGGGAAUAUAAUUAUUUCAAAUGUGGGGGUACUCAUCAGUGGGUUGAUUAUUAUGAGAAACGGAUUAACUCUGAUAGAUCAUGCCUUAAUGAAUGGCAUGCUAUGGAUGAUAUUGAGUCAAGGCGUCCACCAUCACCCGAUACCGUUCGUUUACAACCAACAGAACGUGAAGAAACAGAAAGGCAUAUAAGGACUAAACUAAAAGAAUUAAUGAUGUCUGUAGAUCUGGAUGAAGUCACUAGCAAAUAUAUUCGCACUAGACUUGAAGAAAUUCUGGAUAUGAAUUUAAAAGAAUACAAGUCAUUUAUUGAUCAGGAAAUGCUGACAAUACUUGGCCAAAUGGAUGCUCCAACGGAGAUAUUCCAGUAUCUCUAUCUAGGAUCUGAAUGGAAUGCAUCCAAUUUAGAAGAACUUGUUGUGAAUGGCAUUGGUCAUAUUUUAAAUGUAACUAGAGAAAUCGAUAAUUUUUUCCCUGGCAUGUUUGAUUAUCAGAACAUAAGAGUAUAUGAUGAUGAAUCCACUGAAAUAUUACAUUACUGGGAUAAAACAUAUCGUUACAUCAGAAGAGCAAAAGAUGAAGGUUCAAAAGUUCUGGUUCACUGUAAAAUGGGCAUCAGUCGAUCAGCAUCAGUUGUAAUAGCAUAUGUCAUGAAAGCUUAUGACUGGAAUUUAGAGAGAGCAUUGGAAUUUGUGAAAACUAAACGUGGUUGCAUAAAACCCAAUUCAGGAUUCCUUAAGCAACUGGAAAUUUAUCAAGGAAUACUUGAUGCUAGCAAGCAGCGCCAUAACAGUUUAUGGCGCUCAAAAUCAGAGACUAAUCUUAAGUCUUCUGAGAAACCAAAGAAAAAGUCCGAUGAAAAGAAACAAAAAAUGCCUGAAAAAAGUGAAUCCCUUCACCACUUGCGAGUUACAAGUAAUGUUUCAUCUCGUCCAAAAUCAUGGUCACCCAGUGAUGCUGUAGCAGAUAUGCUUUUCCCACCUCAAAAUAAAAUUUCAGCAAAUGCCUGUACUGUAGAAAAAUCUCAAACUGUAAACCAAAGUGGAAGUAAAUAUGGAUGCAAAUAUCCUGUUGGUUCAGCAGAUAACUUGAAUGCCUCCCUCCCAUCUGAUUUUGUUUUUCCAACAAUGAAGAAAAAUUCUGAAAUUAGUAAAAGUAGUGAAACUCUAAAUAUUGAUGUUCCAUUGCCAAGAGUGUCUUCUAUCAAAGACAGAAUAAAUGAACUGGAAUUGCAAGUGUCUUCUACCAGUGAUAAAUUAACAAAAAGUGAGGUAAAAUCUCCUACAUCACAAAACCGUUCUGGACUUGUCUUUAACCUAGCUAAUCAGUUUGAGUUAGGUUCCAAACCUUCCUCUCCUGUGGAUGAAGAGUUAGUUAUUAAACCCACAUGUGAUGAGGAAAUAGUUGAACCAGUUAUGUCACAAACUAAACCUCCAGUCUAUAAACACCAUGCAGUUUUAGUGAAACCCUCUUUAUGGCCUGAGGAAAGUACUACUUCACUUGAUCCCUCUUGUAUAAAUGAAAACAAAAUACUUUCUCAAACUUCAAAUAAUUCAGAUACUAAAGAUAAAAUUCUUCCUUCAGAUAUUUCUUCUGUAAAUAAGAAACAAAUAGAUGAAUCUUCUUGUGAUACUUCUUUAGCACAAAGACUACAUCCUGUUGAAGGGAAUAUGCUUAAAACUAGUCAAUCUGCUUUUAAACCUUUAGAGGCUAAUACAGAUCCCCCAUCACGAGGACCUCUUGAUGAAAGGUUAAGUCAAUUUCAACAGAAUUCAUCUAAUUGUUGCCAAACUAUGAGAUUUUUUGUUCCAAAUGAGCAAAAGACAUUUGAAAAAUCUCCUUGUAAUUUUAACAUUGAUAGAAAUACCAAAACUUCAUCUAUAAAUUUGAUGGACCUGAAUAAAGUCACUGAUCCUUUAUUGCCAGUUAAAGGUUCUGCAAAAUUUCAAAAUAGUGCAUGUCUGAUGUCAAAUAGUAAGCCACCAGUUAAGCUAUCAUCAGUUAGUAACAUUAGUCAUAAUGAAUUUUUAAAUGUGCAGUCAAAGCCUAAUUAUUUUUAUGAUAAAGAAGAUAUUCCUUUUAUACCUGGUACAGUACGGAGAACUAAACAAAAAAUAGAAGAGAAAAAUUUGACUCGUACAACUUCCUUUGAUAGUGGAUUUCCUUUUCAAACACGUUCUACACCGUCCACACCUCCAGAAGCGGAACUUGGAGCUGGAAAACUUAUUCGACGUUCUCAUAGCCUCCGGAAUGAUUGUAGGCUUAUCAUUCCAUUUUAUGGUAAGUGGUAUCCUUUACCUGCUUUGGCAACCACAGUACCUCAGUCAUUUAAAACACUCACAGACAACACUUUGCAGUGUGCUGAUAACAUCAGCAUGAUGCACAGUGUCAGCACACCAUCAGUUGUUGAAGCUGUAAAUAGAGUAAUCUGUGGAACACAAGAAAUUCUUAGUGCCAUUCACUUCAUGCCUCCUGAAAAGAAGGUGUCUUCCACUCGUUCAAGUUCCGAUUCUGAUUUCGAUUUUGGAAGUGCCAGUUCCUUGCCUGACAUCGACGCAAGAGAUUUAGCUUUUAUAAAUAAAAUUCCUCCAAUACAAAGUGACAUUCCAGUUCCUGGUCUUGUCAGGCAGCAAAGAGAAAUAUUAGAAAAUAAAGCAACCAAAAUUUCAAAAGAAAAAUGUAAUAUAGAACUUUGUAAGGCACGAAAAGAUGCAUGCAAGUUGCUGCCCUCUGAAUUGGGAAGUAAUCUAGUCGUUUCUGAUGCAUCGAAACAUGAAGAUAUUAAAGAGAGUGGAAUUGUAAAAAGACUAAAAAAAGAACUUGAAGCUAAAUCCGAAUUCUGUAAAAAAGAUAAAAAUGUUUCAAUGAGUUUUUCUGAAAUGGAAGAUCUUGAACAACAUGGAGGUAAGCUUCUCACAACUGGAUUGCUACCAAUAGAAAAACAAAUAUGUUCUUAUUCAGAGCCUUGUACAGACCAAAUGCCCAGACUUGGUUCAUUGUCUUCCUCUCUUGAGAAUAAAGGAACUCUUGAUGAACAGAAAGCUCCUCCAACACCUCACAGAAAAACAAGCCUUGAUCUUAGUUUCAUGCAGAAAAGGAUUCCGCUCAAUAUUAAGCUUGGUUCACAGUCAAGUAUACCUCCCAUUAAACCAAAUUCUAGGACUGUGUACAAUACUGACAGUAAAAAUCUGUAUGAACGAACUGUUGAAUUUAAAGCAACAUCUGAUCUCUUGCAAUCUUCAGCCAAAAGUAAAUCUGUUUGUGUUACUGAAAUUCCCCCUCCUCCACCUCCACCACCUAUAGGAUUACCUAGAAAAAUGCGAAAACAACAAGGGAGCACUCACCCGUUAAGUAAAUUAAUUCGGCAGAGGCAUCCCAAUCCUCUGUAUAAUACAAUGUAAGCUUUUUUUUUUUUUUUUUUUUUUUUUUUUUGUUUUGUUUUGUUUUCUGUCCUAUUGUAUACACUACUUACUUUUAAAAUGCAAAUUUUGUAUUUAAAAAAUCAUAGAACUAGCUUUAGGAAAACUGCAAUGCUUCUAAAAACUGAAAUUAAAUUUUUUACUGUAUUGGUUUCAGUUGCAAAAUCACAUAAUUCAUUGAGAAAUAUCACAAUUUUAUGUACUGUUAAUUUUUCACAUACAAGGAACAAUUCAUGUUAAUAUUUAGUGCAUGUAUUUUUGAUAAGUAAAAUUUCAAAUAAAUAAUUUAUAAAAAAAAAGCUAGCAUUAUAUUCCCAUUUUUUAAAUUGCAAAUGGUAAAAAGGGAAUGAUGAAAUGUAUUGAGAAAAUUAUUACAAGUACUGUUUAGUUCAGUGCAUUGGAACUCUUAGUUCAUUCAAAAUAUUGAACUUGGAAGUUCAACAUAUUUGCUGAUGUUUUAUAUCAGACAUUUUGUAUUGUAGAGUAUGAAGCAUUAGUGUCAUAUUUAUUCUUCCUGAGCUUGUACCCUAAGUUAUAUGUGACAAAGAUAAGUAGCGCACACUUAUUUAAUUUAGGUAUAUUUUCAGAAGUGCCUUUUUGUGCUGGCUGAAUUGACCUUGACUGUAAUUUAAUUAUUCUACAUUUCAAAAAUAAUACAUAUAUUUUUCACUCAACUAAGAAGUUACUUUUUAUAGCAUACACCAUAUAAAUUUAAAUUUUGCAAUUUUUCUGUAAAGUAUAAAACUAGGCAAAAAUAACAGAUUGGAGCAAAAAAAGUAAAUGCUAUCAUUUUAUACUCAUCAAUAUUCUUUACAUACUACAUGCAUUGAUGCAGUUGCUUUGUAAAUGAAAGCAGCUGUAUCGUACAUGAUUUUUAAUUUUUUCUUCAGCUUUUAAUUAGGAUAUAUAAAAUAUUUUUCAAUUAUAAAAACUGAAAUGUUAAUAUUAGGCAAACUGUUUUAUUUAAUUUGUUAUUAGUUUUAUUCAAUAUGAUUCUAUUCAUUUUGAAUCUUGAUCUUUUUUUAAAAUGGAUUCUUAUUUAUAUUUUGAGAUAUUUUUCAUUAUUUUCUCCUCUAAAAUGUUUCUACCUAUUGUGGAUGAAAGUUUUUUAAAAAUCCUGUGUUGUAAAAUUUUAGGCCAGUGUUUAGUCUCAAGUCAAAAAUUUUGAAGAAACAUAUUUGUGAAAAUUUUUUUAAUAAUAGUGCAUAUAGCAUAUUGUAUAUUUUUUUUAAUCAUAAAACAAGUGUUAGAAAAUGAAAAUAUGUAAAAUUAGUACGAUGUACAGAUGUGCUAUGUGUAGUCUUCUUUGAAAGGACUUCAUUGAUGUUUUGUUUGUAAGCAAAUGAGAGAUUAUUUAAAAAAACAGUUAUAAUUAAAAUAAAUUAAAAAUAC
Molecule: messenger RNA, 4869 nt
Organism: Stegodyphus dumicola
Lineage: Eukaryota; Metazoa; Arthropoda; Arachnida; Araneae; Eresidae
Gene: ssh
Product: Protein phosphatase Slingshot
Biological process (GO): protein dephosphorylation; negative regulation of actin filament polymerization
Molecular function (GO): phosphatase activity; actin binding
Source: RefSeq, a predicted model, not a curated record